UUCUGGAGACUCACACAUUAGGCUCAUUAAUGUUCCAUCACGGAGGGGCCACUGAGUUAUGGUGCCCUUAUCUUCCCUGAGAGGGGCAGAGACAUUUUCUUCACUUGUAAAUUGCUUGUGUUUCUUGUUAUUUCCAGCUAUUAUGAUGAAGGUCCAAAAUUGUUCCUUCUAUUUUAACUUGAAUUUCCAAAAUUAUGUUGUGGAAUAAUCAGAGUUCUGAACUUCAGAGAUUCACAGGGGAGGCUGGAGGUGGUUCGAAGCUGAACAUUAAGCACCCAGCGUUCUGUGCGGCUCUGUGCGGCCAGCAGAGGGUGGCACACCGAUUUUAUUUUAUUUUUUUAAUGACCUAGUGUUCCGCGCAGAGAUACUUGGGCUCUUUCUAGGGUAAGUACACCGAAGCAUCUUUCUCAGGUCCUGUUCUGCUUUUGAACUCCCUGGAGCUCCCACGAGAGAACGGAGAGGGAAUUCCACAUCGCUCUUAUGAGUUUCCUUCCCUGAGCUUCUGUCCAGCACUGUCUCUAACCACCGGCCAGAAACUCACCACCUAGUGCUUUGCUAUCGCUGCAACGCGGGCCGCGAGAUUGAUGCAGUGUUCCUGGAGGCUGGUGCAAGGACGAAAGAGGAUCCUCGGAAGCGGGACCGUAUCCCCCUUGCUUGGGGGGGUCGCAGAAACAGUCAGUAUUUUAGACUGUUCUCAACUGGGAAAUACCCAUAUUUUCCUGCCUUCAAUGACAUGAGGUUUGAGUCACCUGGUACCUUGAGGGUGGUUGAUACUUCAGUGUUCACUCCCACAUCUGGUGGUUCCUGCUGUCCCUUUUCAAGGCUCUGUGUCUCCAACUGAGUGGCACCAGGAUUCUUCACAAUAUAACUGAGUCUGCUAAUUGCAUAGUGUUUUGAAUGGAGAAUCUAGGACCAAGCCAUGCACAUCCUCUUGUGACUGUAUAAUAGUCUCCUCCAAACUAUCUCUCCGGUGUCAUCAGUGUGUUCCCAAGGACAAAAAGCCCUCAAAACAAGCAGCUGACAAACAAAAUGAAGGAAUGUACAACAGGAUCUCCUUGUAGCCUCAGCAGGCCUGGAACUCACCAUGUAGACCAGGCUCCCAUGGAUCUGACUGCCUCUGCUUCUCAAGUGCUGGUAUUAGAGGAUUUGGUGUCAUUUGAGGAUGUCACUGUGAACUUCACCUGGGAAGAGUGGCAGAAUCUGGAUGAUACUCAGAGGACACUGUACAGGAAUGUGAUGCUGGAGACCUAUAGCAGUCUGGUGUCCCUGGGACAGUGCAUCUCUAAACCUGAGUUGAUCUUCAAACUGGAGCAAGGAGCAGAGCCAUGGACAACAGAAGACCCUGCAAACCAGAGCCUACCAGGUUUCCAUGAUAUGAAUGACACAGUUGAGACCAGCCAGAAAAUUCAAGACAAACAUUUGUGGCAAGUUACUGCUGAUAGCCACAAUAUGGCAACUGAGAAAACAGCUGCAUUAGAAAACACUUUUUAUGUGUGCUCAAUGAAAAUUUCAAAUUUCAUUGUAAAUAAUAGAAACUAUUCAGGAGUGAAGUCUGAGAAGGUGAAUGGAUAUCACAACACAUGUCUCCCUCGUGAACCUAAUGGCAUGUGUGCUGUAAAGCAGUCUGAUGACUGUCAUGUAACACGGAAAUCUCUCAGGUGUCCUGAGCAUUUUAGUCAACAUCACAAGAUUCAAACUGGGCAGCAGGAUUUUGAAUAUAGUGGAGAAGGGAAAGAUACAAAGGAGGCAAAGCUAUUGCAAAAAGUUACUCCAUAUAAAAGGCUUCAUAUGGGGCUGGCUUCCCAUAAGCAUAAUGAAUAUAGGCAAGCCUAUGUUAAGUCAGAUGUCAUUGCCAAGAUAGGGAAGACAACUUUUGGUAAAAAGUAUAGCCUCACUAAACACCAAGAAGCAUCGUCAGGGAGAAAAUCUUUUGAAUACCUUGAAAGUAAGAAAACCUUCAGUAGUAAACUAGACCUUACAAUUCAACAGAGGUUACAUAAACAUAAACAAGCCUUUGUGUGUAUCCAGUGUGAGAAAUCCUUUAGCACUAAGUCUUCUCUUACUAUCCAUCAGAGAAUUCACACAGGAGAAAAGCCCUAUGGAUGUAGUGAGUGUGAUAAAACCUUCAGGCAAAAGUCAGCUCUCAUUGUACAUGAGAGAAUUCAUACUGGGGAGAAACCCUUUGAAUGUUAUGAGUGUGGAAAAGCCUUCCAACAUAAGUGGUACCUCAAAAUGCAUCAGAGAACUCAUACAGGUGAAAAACCAUAUGAAUGUAAGGAAUGUGGUAAAGCUUUUCUAAAGAAGUCAUACCUCAAAAUGCAUCAGGGAACUCACAAGAGUGAUAAACCUUAUGAAUGUGAAGAAUGUGGAAAAACCUUCCAUAACAGAUCAUACUUCAAUAUGCAUCACAGAACUCAUACUGGUGAGAAACCCUAUGCAUGUAAUGAGUGUGGAAAAGCCUUUUACCAAAAGUCAGACCUCAGGAGGCAUCAGAGAACUCAUAAUAGUGAGAAAUUACAUGAAUGUAAAGAAUGUGGAAAAGCCUUUCAAAAUAAGUCAUACCUCAAAACCCAUCAGAAAGUUCACACAGGUGAGAAACCAUAUGAAUGUAAAGAAUGUGGAAAAGCCUUCCAAAACAAGUCUUAUCUCAACAAGCACCAGAUAAUUCAUACAGGCGAGAAACCUUAUGAAUGUAAUAAAUGUGGGAAAACAUUCCAGUGGAAGUUAGUCCUCAGUAAGCAUCAUAGAAUUCACACAGGUGAAAAGCCCUAUGAAUGUAUUCAGUGUGGAAAAAUGUUUGGCUAUAAAUCAUCUCUCAUUGUACAUGAGUUAAUUCAUUCUGGGGAGAAACCUUAUGAAUGUAAUGUAUGUAGAAAAACCUUUUCACAGAAAUCAAACCUAAGUAGGCAUCAGAGAACUCACAGACAUGAGAAAAUCUGUGAUGGUAAUGAAUACAGAAAAACAUUUGACUGACAUUUAAGUCUCAGAAUCUAUCAAGUACUCCAGGCAAGAAACCACAUGACAGUGAGUAGUGUAGAUGUUCUUACCUUAAAACCACUUUCAGUUUACAUUAGAGAACUCACUUGGGAAAGACUAUAAAUGUUGAAAACCCACUAACCGUGUAUCAUACCUCAGCAAGUGUCAGACUCCUCAUGUAUAAGAGAAGUCUUACAGUUAUAGAAAAAUAUUCUCAGAAAUCAAACAUCAGCAAACAUCAUAAAAUUCUUAUGAAGGAAAAAUAUUGAGUGACAUUGUAGCUAUGUGUCCCAAAGACCAUUUUCUUAUCUCUGGACACAACCUGCAGUUCUCAGGCUCCCCUUGUGGCCAUCACCAAUUAAUGAGCUCUGCUGGAAGAAUAUGGACCCAGGUGAUAAACAGUACUUCUAGGCUUGGCAACCUAAAAAUGACAAAGAGUUCUUUCCAAUUUCUGUGUCAUGUAAGAAUGAAGUGCAGGUGACCCUAAGGAUAUUUUUAGCAAACAUUGGUGGGAGAAAUUUACUGGAAUUUAAGAAUUAAUUGAAGAAAGAUGGAGAUCUUUGCAUCUCUAUCUCUGUGUCCUAUACUUGGUUACAUUAGUGAGAAAUAAAUAUCUGCAGUGUUUAGGCUU
This is a messenger RNA of Nannospalax galili (Upper Galilee mountains blind mole rat), 3607 nucleotides long. RefSeq names its product zinc finger protein 717. The coding region runs from base 1030 to 2973 and encodes 647 amino acids. The transcript is spliced from 8 exons. Gene Ontology annotation, molecular function: DNA-binding transcription activator activity, RNA polymerase II-specific; RNA polymerase II cis-regulatory region sequence-specific DNA binding. NCBI's taxonomy places the organism in Eukaryota, Metazoa, Chordata, Mammalia, Rodentia, Spalacidae. The record is from RefSeq and is a predicted model, not a curated record. Gene Ontology annotation, cellular component: nucleus. Gene Ontology annotation, biological process: regulation of transcription by RNA polymerase II.